Molecule: messenger RNA, 3085 nt
Organism: Fundulus heteroclitus (mummichog)
Lineage: Eukaryota; Metazoa; Chordata; Actinopteri; Cyprinodontiformes; Fundulidae
Gene: plekho1b
Product: pleckstrin homology domain containing, family O member 1b
Exons: 6
Coding region: 1043-2239 (398 amino acids)
Biological process (GO): regulation of myoblast fusion
Cellular component (GO): ruffle membrane; muscle cell projection membrane
Source: RefSeq, a predicted model, not a curated record
ACCAGAACCAGGGACCAGGACCCGGGGCCAGAACCCGGGACCGGCAUCCUGGCGGGUUCUGAGAGGAGUCAUUCAGGAGAACGUUCCUUCACAGGCAGAAGGUCCAAACAGGAGAACUAGAAUCAAACGGACCUCCAGAACUUCUGUAGAUGAUUUGCUUCACUGGUGUUAUUAAAUAUUCCAGCCUGGUUCAGAAAAAUCUGUUUCCUGAAGGAAAAUAAAGUUUCUGGGUUGAAGAUGUUUUCAUGUUUGGUUAAAAUUGUGAGACGUUCUGAACAGAACCACUUAAACCCUGAAGACGUCUCCAGAACUUAUUUAGCUUUCACAUCAAACGGACCUUUGGGCUUGGGAGCAGAUGAACCACCUCUGGUUCCUUUACUCAGAACCAUUUCUCAGAACCAUAUGGGCUUCCAUCAGGAUGGAGACAUGGAGGUGGAGUCUCCAUGGGGAGAAGAUGCCUCCUUGUUCCACCUUCUCCAACCAGGAGCAGCAGGAGGUCCAUGUUCCAGGUGGAGCUGUGGUUCUGAUGGGCUGAGGAGGAUUCAGGUCCAAACCAGCUUUAAUGUUCUGGACCAGACCUCAGCGUUCUUCCUGGAGGUCAGAACCUCUGAAGGAACCUGGAACAGAACAAGCCGGUUCUGCUCUGCUUCUGCAAACUGAGCCAGAACCAAAGCCAGCAGGUUCUGCUCUGGCCGGUUCUGCGGGGCACCAGAGAGAGGCGCUGUGAUGCUGCCGAGGAGCCGCUGGGCCAGCGGGGAGUCCCGGGGAGGAGGAGUAAUCGGACACCGACCCGGAGACUCGCUGCCGGCCGCUCAGAGCGCAGCAGAGCCCGGCGGCAGCAGCAGCAGCGGCGCGGCGGACACGCAGUUCACCCCGGGGACCGAGAGCCGAGCUGGACCGGCGGGGCGGGAGGUUCCGGUCCUCCCUGCCGAACUUCGAGCCUCCUUCAGCGGCCGCAGCCGCUCCGCAGCGCCGUGUGGACCUCCCCGGAGUUCUGGUAAAGUGGGAGAAGUCCGGUUCGGGCGGCCUGACAGCGCCCAGCAUGAAGAAGAACAGCUCCGGGAAACGGGGCCCGGCGGACUCGGCUCAGCAGAACAUCGCCCCGGAUAAAAUGGGCUGGAUCAGAAAGUUCUGUGGGAAGGGGAUCUUCAGGGAGAUCUGGAAGAACCGCUUCGUGGUUCUGAAAGGAGACCAGCUGUUCAUCUGUGAGAAAGAGGUGAAGGAGCUUGGCCGGGCCGAUGAAGUCCUGGACCUGUCCGAUUACGAACGCUGCGAAGAGAUCCGGAAGAACAAGAGCCGCAGCAAGAAGAACCACAGCAAGUUCCGUCUGCAGCGCUGCAGCUCGCCAGGGAACACGGUUCCAAACCUGGUUUUCCUGGCCGUGAGUCCGGAGGAGAAGGAGUCCUGGAUCAACGUCCUGAACACGGCCAUGACCAGAGCCAAGAACCGGAUCCUGGAUGAGGUGAUGGUGGAGGACUCUCAGCUGUCUCAUCUGACCAGAGACCGGGUGAAGAUUCCUCACAACCGCCGGCUUCCUACCAGAGGCCACCUGCUGGCCGUGGCCUCCACCUCCUCCUCAGACGGGAUGCUGACUCUGGACCUGAUCCAGGAGGAGGACGCCGGGUCUCAGAAAGGUCCAGAAGACAAAUUAACGUCCCAGGCCAGUCCAGACUGUCCCAGGUCCCAAACGGACGGCGCGCUGUCGGACUGGACCGCCGAGUCUUCUGCCAAGUCUCAGAGCCUGCCCCGUGAGACGGUGGAGUGGCAGAAGUCGGGUCCGAGUCAGACUCCCCGGCCGGACAAACGGCUCAGCACGACGGAGAAGAACCGCUGCGCCUCCAUGGACGAGAUCCUGAACCACUCAGAGACCAAGGCCGCCAAGAACAAAACCCCCCUCCCAUCCCGCUCCGCAGCCUCCACGCCGACCGGAACCACGGCGCCGCUCAGCCAGCUGCAGAACCUCAUCAGCCAGAAGCUGGAGAAGACGGAGCGGCUGCUGAUGGAGGUCCGGAGCAGCGGGGAGCCUGGGAAGGGCAGGGGGGGGAAACAGUCUGGGGACGGAGGCCGCGCCGAGGCAGAGAGACUCCUGAAGGAGGCGGCGGCCGCCUGGAACCAGGCCCGGGAGGUUCUGGAGGAAGUCCAGGAGCUGAAGGCCUUAUACCAACAGCUGGAACCCGGCUGCUCCGCCUCCUUCUCCAACAGCACCAAACAGAACCCCAACCGCAAGAGCCUGAUGUAGGCCGGACCUGCAGACCGGGCAGAACCAGGAGCAGCCAGGAGACCCAGAGCAGAACCAGGAACAGCCAGGAGACCCAGAGCAGAACCAGGAGCAGCCAGGAGACCCAGACCCGAUUCUGGACUGAUGAUGAAGUGACUCAAAACUGGAAGAACCACUUUGCUUGUCGAAGGUCCGGUCUGAACAAGCAGCAGAAUCUGCCAGAGCUCUGAUUCGCCGGGGAGAUCCGGUUCUGUUGGACCAGUAAGGUCCGCCGAGCCGAUCUCAAUGGUUACCUGAAGCCCCGCCCCCUCACACCCCUACCUGUAUGGUCAGGUGUCUUCUCAGGUUUCUGUGGCUUCUCUCAGCAGGGUCCAGGUCCGAUGUUCGCCUGAGGUUCUGGUUGGACCGACUUCCGGCUCAGGAACCACGAUCUGGGUUUGGAAAGCAAAACGCUGAUUCUGCUGUAAAAAUGUUUUCAUGCUGCUUUUUACUGAGUUUUGGUCCAGUUUGUAAAGUGAGCCAAAAACCCGGUUCAGAACCAGCAGAUCGAUGUUGGGAGUUCUAGAAUAUUCUGAAGGAGAACCAGCGGAUUUAUUCCUGAAGGGAAAAUGUUUUUGAUUUUAAAAGAAAAGCUCAAAGCUUUGCAGAUGAUGUGGUUCUGUUGGAUUCUAAAAGAUCUCCAGCGGUACCGGUCCAGUUCCCUGCAGAGUGGGACGCUGCUAGGAUGUGAGAUGUGGGCCGAGGAGCAGAACUCUGGUUCUGGAGCAGAAACCAGAGUUCUGGUGCUCCUGAAUGGAGCCGGAGGAGCUCAGAGUCCAGCUGCUCCUCAGCUGACGUUGUUCUUCUGGAUCCUGAUGGUCCAGAAGA